This is a messenger RNA of Durio zibethinus, 1166 nucleotides long. Its product is annotated as SAUR-like auxin-responsive protein family. Lineage: Eukaryota; Viridiplantae; Streptophyta; Magnoliopsida; Malvales; Malvaceae. The record is from RefSeq and is a predicted model, not a curated record. Gene Ontology annotation, biological process: response to auxin.
CCUUCCCCACCACCAUUCAUUCCAAUUCUCUCCAUUUUAGCCUUCCUUUUUCCUUCCCCACCACCCCCUAAAAGUUCAAAGCUUGAGUAAUCUAAUUAAACCAGAUAUGGCUAUCAAGAAAUCAAACAAACUACCUCAAACGGCAGCUAUCAAACACAUUCUUAAAAGGUGCUCAAGUUUUGGCAAAAAACAUGGUUAUGAUAAGGAAGGAAGGAUUCCAGAUGAUGUACCUAAAGGCCAUUUUGUUGUCUAUGUUGGAGAAAACAGAAGCAGAUACAUAGUUCCAAUAUCAUGGUUGGCUCACCCUGAGUUUCAGAGCUUGCUUCAAAGAGCUGAAGAGGAGUUUGGCUUUAACCACAACAUGGGCCUUACAAUUCCUUGUGAAGAAGUUGUGUUUCGCUCUCUAACAGCCACGAUCACAUGAAGAAACGUUAAUAAGGGGUUGGUUAGGGGAUUGAAGAAAGAUAUUGAAGUUGCUUUGCUUCAUUGCAGUUAUAUAAACAUACCGCUAUGCAUGACAUGAAUGGUUUUUCUGACUAUAACUUAUUGAAAUUAUCUUCUUUUUAAUUAUUUAUAAUAUUGUAUAUUGUGCAUGUACCUAAGUUUUUCCCUCAAGUGGCACGUAUUACACUUGCUCUUGAGAGUAUCCUUAAAAGUAAUGAAAAAAUUUCAUGGGAAAAUCAAUGUUCUUUUACUUGAAUUAUGUCUGUCUUUUCUUGCUCUUCCACAACCAUGUACUUAUGUCGUCAAUAGCUUCAAGAUCCUAAUAAAAUGAAGAGUUUAGAGACUUAAAACUAGACGAUAUGAGCUAGAAAUAUACUUGUAACAUAUACUACGUGGGGUUGACUUUGUGGAGUUCAAGUUUCUUCAGCAAGUUGAAUAUCAGGUCUUGCAUUGGUUAGUGGCUAGUGCAUGAACUUGAAGUACUUCAGAUGGAGAAAUUACUUUUGGCAGCUUACUCAUAUCAAAUCAUCCAAACGUUCUUUCCCCUUUGCUUGGGAUUGAAUGGAUAGCAGCUACUUUUAUUAUUGGCUUCUUAAUGUGAAUGAUUACUAAGUAGUUCACCUGUUAUAAUCUACAGCUAAGUUCUAACAUGAUUGGAUAUGCUAUAUUUUCAACCUCAUGCAGCAUGUUUCUUGAUCUUUUUUAGGCUGAAACAAAAAACU